CACGGUCUACUUAACACAGUCAUAAUCAUACUAAGCUUUAGGCCUAUGUGUAGAGAAGAUCGCUGUCAAUGGAAAUAUAAUAAUUUUAUUCAUUUUUACAAUUAUUAAUAUGCAAGAAGCUGAGAUGGCGUGUUGAAAUGUAGAUUUAUGAAACUUUAGCUUAUUCGUAGCCUCAACAAUGGCUAAAGUUCUAUUUGUCCUACUUGUGCCUAAUGAGGCUGCUGAAAAAAAGUUAAAAGACCCAGAAGAAAAUGAGAAAAUUAAACUUGAAGAUGACAACAAAAAUUUGGCGACUGAAAAGUCCAAACCUAUUUUCACUGUCAAUUCAGAAGAAACGACUGAAUCAACAGAAAGAGACAAGAAAGCUGUUAGUGGAUGGAACUUUGAGGAUGCUAAUAAAAAAGCAAAAAUAAACAUUUCUGGAAGUACAGCUGCUGAUAAAUCAUCUGAUCAGUCUGUAACUACACUUAAAAAUUCAGAAUUAUUACAAAGAACGGAAAAAAAGGAAGAGAAUGUUGAUGAACUGAGCAAAACAAAGGAAGAGAAUGGAAUCAAGCCAGCAGAGCCAAAAGGGCAGCAAAGUAAAAAGUCAAAAGAAUGCUUGAUGGAAAGUGAUGCACCAGAUGGAGGUGAAAGAAAACGGAAGAAUAGUUUGAUUGCUGCUCUUUUCCACCCCUCAGAUUCUUGCAGUAGCAUGAGUGACAAAUUAGCACAAGGGGAAAAUCUGAAAAAUAGGAAGAAGUCUUUAGUUGUGGCUGAACUGACAGAUGAGGAGAAAAAAAAGUUGGUCAGUCUUAUUAAUGACAACGAAAAUGUUCUUGAGAAAGUGAAGAAUACAUUGGUUGAAAUGAACAUAACUGGAGUUCAAUGGAGCACCACAGAAGAUGCUUUGGAAUUAGGAAUGUUUGUCACAGAUGAUGGGGAGACCUGUGAAAUUCUAUUAAAGAAGUUGUCAGCAUUAAAAAUCUCUAUCAAUGUCUUUCCAGCUUCCAUUAGUAUUGCAAGCCUAAAACAGAAAGAAGAAGCUGAGCAUCUGAAACAGAUUCUUGAUCAGGAAAAUAAACUUGCAGAGAAAGUUAGUGAGUUCAAGAAAUCUAUUAAAUCAAGACUUGUUGUAGCUCAGGUUGUGGAUGCAGUAAAAAGUGAUGCAGUUUUUACAUUUGAUUUUCUCAUGCUUGUAAUGCUGGCAAGCAUGGUAGCUGUUAUGGGUCUUCUAGAAGCUAGCUCAGUGGCACUUGUUGCAAGCAUGCUAAUAUCACCUUUGAUGGGACCAAUUAUAGCUGGAGUAUUUGGUACAGUUAUUCGCAACAGAGAUCUGUUGAUGGUAGGAUUUACGUCAGAAAUGAAAGGGCUUUGUUUGUGCAUUUUAAUAGGCUUUGCAACUGGAUUCAUACCAGCAAUACUAGAGAGUGCAGGGCUUCAGUGGAGAGCCACAGAUAAUUGGCCAACUAUAGAAAUGUCUUCAAGGGGCUCACUAAGAUCACUUUUGGUGGGUGUCUUGAUUGCCAUACCAUCAGGUGCUGGAGUUGCCCUUUCUAUUCUUGGAGGGAAAGUUGGAUCCCUUGUGGGUGUUGCCAUAUCUGCUUCACUGCUCCCACCUGCAGUCAAUGCUGGACUACUCUGGGCCAAUGCUAUUGUUGUAGCCAUUAGACCACUUCCUACUACACAACCACUCAGUACUACUAGUGGAGAUGGUUUGAAUCAGUCAUCACAAGUACUUGGCAAUGGUCAUUUGCAGUGUCCAUUUUAUGUGAAUAAUGACUUCAUCCCAGAGUACUCCUGUGAUAUGUCCAAAGAAAGUGCUGUUCUUGGUGUUGUCAGUCUUUUGCUUACAAUCCUCAAUAUCAUCUGCAUCAUUAUUAUGGGCAUUGUUGUCUUAAAGAUCAAAGAAGUUGCACCCAUUCGUACUGUGGCAAGUGCUGAACAUGAUUUCUUCGUAGAGGAUAUCAAGAUUGCUAGAGAAUCUUAUCAAACUACUAAAGGUCAAGAUUCUUAUCUACUUGGUAAAAGAUUUUUAGAAGAAUACAAGACUGUGAAAAAUGACCUUGGUGUAGAAGAUGAUUCAGAUGAAGAUGAAGAUGAACUUCAUAGAAUUGUGGAAGAAGUAGAAGAAAGUGCUGAUGUGAAGGAGAUUAUUGAUCACAUGCCUCACAGACCAAAGCGCUGGAGAAAUAACAAAAAAUGGACUGGGUCUGCUUUAAUGAAUGAUGAUAAACACGAUGAUGAUAGAGUCUAUAAAACAAUUCAGAUUGUCAGCCCCAAGCAGUUAGAUGAUAGUAUUCAGCUGAGAAGACGCAAACACCCAUCUGGAACAGACAGGGCUAUUUCAUUAGAUGUUACCACUCCAGACAGUACUUACUUAACCAUCCAUCGUCUACCUUCACCACGUGCUAUGUCUGGAAAAUUCCACAUCCCUAAAACUGGGCGCUUUAAGGUGGACAGAGUGGCGGAAAAGAGCCCUUCUAAAACAGACAAGGGGUCAGUGACCCCAAUAAAUAGUUCCUCCAUUCCUAAGAUUGUUUUAGAAACUCAGCCAUUGCUUUCAGUUAACACUAACAACUAAGUAAGGACAGAAGACAUGUAUAUAUAUAUAUAGAAAUAUAUAUGGUGGUAGUUAAUUCUGAAUGUACCGAAUGUUGCAAGCAAGUGUUCCCUAAAUUUUUUGUCUGAGGCUUUCUUAUCAUCAUCAUCCUAUUUGGAAGCCAUCCAUAUUAUUCUUACUCUUAGUCUUCUAGGUGAUUUUAAGUCUUCCCCAUCUCCUUCUUUCUAUACCUUUAGGACUUGUCCUAUCGUUAGCAAAACAAUACAACUUUCUUUUCAUUGAAAUUUAGUUGAUAGUUGGUUUUUUUUUUUUUUGUCUUUUUUUUAAAGUUAUUUUUCUUGAUUAACCCACACAUAUCAGAGAUUCACUCUAGCUAGCUGAAUAUCUGUAAAACUUCAUACUUUAGUAGUUUAUAUACUAUUAAAUAGCUGUAUUUCUUAUUACCUAAGGCAUACAUUAGUCUAUUCUUUAUAUUUUACACAUCCCAAAAGUUUUUUUAUAUAAUGUUUAUAAUUAUUUUCACUAAAACUGAAUACUUUCUUGUUUUCUUGAUACUUUUUUUUUGACUGUGUAUGGCAACUUUGAUUUGAGAUGAUUUUGUUAUAUUAACUUUGUGUAAUAUAUUUUGGCCCUGUAAAUAAAACUAUUUUUUCAGCUAAUUUGCUCAAGGUUUUUAUAAAACUGAUAUCUGAACCCUUAAACAAAAUAAUAUAGUUAUAUAUGUUAUAUGUAUACAUAUAUAAAAUACCAUUAUUUCAUGUAAUAAGAGUUUUGUUAUAUAUUUUUCUAAUUCAAGCUGUAAGCAUCAAGAUAUAGAUCUACUAGGUUUUAAUAUCCAUGCUUUAGUUUUAACUGGAUCACCCAUCUCACUAAGCCACAAUUCAUAUUGUAGUGACAUACGAAAGAUCGUAAAGUCAGGUGUUUAUCAAUGUGUAUAGCAACACACAUUCCCUAGAAAAUGUUUUUGUGUGUGGCUAUAUACGAAUGUGACAUUUUUAGAAAAUCUUAAGUGAAUCUUGACUGAAAAUCCUUAGUGAAUGUUGACUGUUUUCAGAACAACCUUAGUGAAUCUUUUGAUUUCAGAACAGCAUUAGUGAAUCUUGACCUGUUUUCAUUACAGCAUUAUUGAAUCUUUACUGUUUUCAGAAUAACUUUAAUGAGUCUCAACUGUUUUCUUGAACUUAUAAAAAUUCCUAAGUCUUUCAAACAAAGGUUCUUAUACUUUCUUUACUUUUAUCAGGACUUUUGUUAACAUUACCAUCUUUUUACUAAUGUAUACAUUAUUAAAUCCACUGUAUUCUUGAAACUUUCUCAGUUAUUGAGCAUCUCAAUAUUUAUAAACAUGUGACAUUUUUUUUUACUUUGAUAUCAACAUUUAGCCUUUUGGCCAACAGUUUUUAGAUUAUUUUUUUUGGUUAUGUAAAUAAAAUAAUUUUUGCUGCUCGAACUAUCUUACAAAGGUAGAAUUUCUGUCAUUUUUUUUCAAUUAUCCCAUAAAUCAAAUUUUAUAGCUUUUUUUUAUUUUAAUAAAUAUAUAUGGGAACAAAUCAGCAGGUGUGUUCAUAGAUUAGGCGCAUAAGCUUGAGUAUAUUAUAAUACACUAGCAUAAUGUACCUAUAAAUCAAUUUUAAAAACUCAGCUGCUUCGCUUUUGUUUCACAUUUGUGUUUAUUUUAUAGAGAGAGAAUCAAGCUUUAUAGUUUUAUAGUCAAUAGUGCCACUAGCUAUUCUUCUCUUAGCAAAUACAUUCUUAAGUUAAGGGUUGGAUGUAAGUUUUUCCUUAUAUUUUUUAUGCACAUUGCAGAUCUAUUUUUAAAUUAAAAGUACGUCAUAAUGUUAAUCUCAGUGGAAUUGAUUGAGAAAAAAAAAAUUGUGUAAACAAAAUACAAAGAGUCGGGAUCAAACCUGAUAUAGGUCUGAAACAUGACAUAUUCAUGUGAGCAAAUUAUACUUUUGUAACUUUAAAAGGAAACUUCGAUGGUUUUGACAAUAUUUGAUAUUAUAUCUGUUUUGAUUUACAGAAAAUAAAUGUUUUUUUAUUUUAUUUUCAAUAAUAACUUAGUAAUGGAUGUUUUUUUUAUGUAAUUUGUCUAUGCAUUCAAAAUGGUCAGAUUUUCACCGGGUUUCUAUGUGACAUCACACAAACCUAUUAAUUUAAUCUAUUGUCUUACUGUAUAACAGAAAACCAUUCACUAAAGUUUACAAUUUCAUCAUAAAAGAAAUAGAUCUAGGUCUAUGCAGUUAGAUCUAGAUCUUGUAAGCAAAGAAAAAAAAAAGUGUUAAGAGUAAAUCUACAUAUUCUUGACUAACCACGACAGUGUGUAUAUUUUCGCCUGACUACUCAAAAUGAAACAAACACUAUUGCUUGGUUGUCUUGUCAUGACUGACUACACAUAGCCUAGGCUAGCCUAACACUGACCAGUUUGUUAGAAUCAGUCAGGGUGGGGUGUAGAUGAGUUGGUUAUCCUAGUGCUUUUAGUUUUCUAUAUAUAUAUAUAUAUAUAGACAACCCUGAGGAAAAAUCAGGAGCUGGUGACCCUUAGGUAGAUUGUGACACACUGUGCUACAGCCUGGCAGAACAUGCGGCACAACUGAUCCAAACUGUAUAGGAUAUUCCAUUUCUUUGAUCACAUCAGCUGCAUGGAGAGGGGAACAGCUGUAUGGGCGACAUCGUUCUGACCAUAAACAAUGCCCAGGCUUUCAUAUCGCUUGUUCGAGAUGAACUAUAGUCUUUUUAUGACUGAAGGAGGCCAACUAGCUAUGAACUAGGCCGUCACUAAGCCCAACAACCACUGUAAGAAUGAAGCGAUACAAUUGGUUAGAGCUAGAUUCGAUUUCAGCAUGUGACGCAUGCCUAACCUAAAAACAAGAGCUCAAAGAACCCCUUUGUUUUAGAUGGCAAUAAUAUACUGUUAAAUCUAUUAAAUAUAAAUGUUUUUAAGCAUCUAAAUACAAAAUGGUAAAAUAUUUACUAUUACACAGAAUUUAAAUGUCAAUAACUCAAAUUUGAAAAACUAUUGAGGAGUUUCCCUUUAAUAUGGGAAUGGGCAUCAAAUUGCAAUUUGCAAUAAUUUACAUUUCAGCAACUUAGCCCAUUUGAAUGUCAUGGUCAUUUUGGCGUAACAAAAUAUUUACAACUAUUUUAUACACUAUUACUUGUAAAUGUUAUGAAAGUACAGGCAGCUGCUCAGAUUAUUCACAUUCAUGAUCUACAAUUAGCAUAAUUUAUAUCAACCAUCUUUUCAGUCUUCUCUUUGUAUGUUUGUAUUUUGAAGGUGCUAGCCAAUGUUGCCUUGUAGUCUAAAAUUUUUCGCUGAAGAGAAUGUAAUCUCAUUCAAUUAUUGUAUACUUUUAAUAUUUAAUACUAUUUAUCUUUUUAUUUAAAGUCUUCUCUAUAUAUAUAUUAAGCCAUAUAAUCUUUAUUUUCACACUUAAGAACCAAUAGUCUAUAUAUUUGAGUUGUGUAAACUAUUAACAUAAUGUUCAAAUAUACUGUUGUAUUGUUAUAUAACUGAAAGGUUGAUAUUAUCACUCUAGGCGUGCAUUGCUUCCAAUUAUUACUAAGAAUUAAAUCAGUAACAUUAA
This is a messenger RNA of Biomphalaria glabrata, 6126 nucleotides long. RefSeq lists its product as uncharacterized. The coding region runs from base 179 to 2563 and encodes 794 amino acids. NCBI's taxonomy places the organism in Eukaryota, Metazoa, Mollusca, Gastropoda, Planorbidae. The transcript has 21 exons. The record is from RefSeq and is a predicted model, not a curated record.